Hevea brasiliensis (rubber tree) is the source of this 2220-nucleotide messenger RNA. RefSeq names its product L-type lectin-domain containing receptor kinase IX.1-like. The record is from RefSeq and is a predicted model, not a curated record. Gene Ontology annotation, molecular function: ATP binding; protein kinase activity; carbohydrate binding. Bases 102 to 2069 code for a protein of 655 amino acids. The transcript has a single exon. Gene Ontology annotation, cellular component: plasma membrane. NCBI's taxonomy places the organism in Eukaryota, Viridiplantae, Streptophyta, Magnoliopsida, Malpighiales, Euphorbiaceae. Gene Ontology annotation, biological process: protein phosphorylation.
AGAUAUAUACGCCAAGAAUUUUCGAUACAUAGAAAUGUAUACACCUAACGAAUUUUUACUUACAAAAGCUCUUAUUUUAUUGUUAUAUAUAGCAGGCAGCUAUGCUACGUCGGCUACCUUGUUCUUUGUCUUUCAUCACUAUGCAUGCAUUGUUUUUCUUCCUUCCAUUACUUCUUCUUCCCUCUGCUCAUUCUGUUAACUUCAAAUUAACUCGCUUUGAUCCAGAUGUAAACGGCAUAAUUUACCAUGGGGACGCAGCACCUUCUGCUGGUGCGGUUGAGUUAAUUUUCAGAAAUACAUACACAUGUCGUGUUGGUUGGGUCACCCAUGCUGAAAGGGUCCGCAUCUGGGACUCCAAUUCGGGGCAACUUUCCAAUUUCACAACUCAUUUCUCCUUUGUCAUCGACACUCAAGGUCGUUCCAGUUAUGGCCAUGGCCUUGCAUUCUUCCUUGCUUCUGUUGGAUUUGAAAUCCCACCAAAUUCUGCUAGUGGGUUUUUAGGCCUCUAUAACACUUCAACGAUUGAUAGUUCUUCUCAGAACCAAAUAGUUCACGUGGAGUUUGAUUCAUUAUCAAAUCCGGAUUGGGAUCCAGAGCCUCCAGUUGGGCAUGUGGGGAUUAACAACAAUUCUCUUAGUUCGGCUGUGCACACUCCUUGGAAUGCUAGUUUUCACAGUGGAGAUACUGCUGAUGUGUGGAUUACUUACGAUGCUACAGCAAAAAAUUUGAGCGUCUUAUGGACUUACAAGAAAACCUCAAAUCCUUUAGAGAAUUCUAGUCUAUCUCACACAAUUGAUCUGAUGAAGGUUUUGCCUGAGUGGGUCACUAUUGGAUUUUCAUCUGCAACAGGUUCAAGCAUGGAGCGAAAUCUACUUUUAUCUUGGGAAUUCAAUUCAACUUUGGAUACAAAUGAUAGCAGUUCAAAGAGGAUCAGAAUAAUAGUUGGUGUUGCAGUUUGUGCUCUAUCAGCUGGGGCGAUCAUAGGAAUUCUGAUUUCUUGGAGGAGGAGGAAACAGAAGGUGGCACGGAAAGAAGGGGAGAAAGUAAACAUGACAUCAAUCAAUGAAGACCUUGAAACAAGAGCUGGACCAAGAAGGUUUUCUUAUGAAGAUCUUGUUUCAGCUACCAAUAACUUCUCAAAUGAAAGGUUGCUGGGGAAAGGAGGGUUUGGUGCUGUUUACAAGGGAUACUUAAUUGACAUGGAUUUGGCUAUUGCCGUGAAGAAAAUUUCAAGGGGAUCUAGACAAGGUAAAAAGGAGUAUAUUUCUGAGGUGAAAACCAUUGGCCUAUUGAGGCACCGGAAUCUAGUGCAACUCUUGGGCUGGUGCCAUGAUAAAGGUGAAUUUCUACUUAUUUAUGAAUUCAUGCCAAAUGGAAGCCUUGAUGCUCACCUCUUUGGCAAGAAGAGUCCUCUUACCUGGGCUGCGAGGUACAAGAUAUCUCUUGGCUUGGCCUCGGCAUUGCUUUAUCUUCAUGAAGAAUGGGAGCAAUGUGUGGUUCACCGAGAUGUGAAAUCAAGCAAUGUAAUGCUAGACUCAAAUUUUAAUGCCAAACUUGGUGACUUUGGAUUAGCUAGGCUCAUGGACCAUGAGCUUGGCCCCAAGACAACUGGGUUGGCAGGAACUCUAGGCUACUUGGCUCCAGAAUACAUAAGCACAAGAAAGGCUAGUAAGGAAUCUGAUGUGUACAGCUUUGGAGUGGUUGCUCUGGAGAUUGGAAGUGGAAGGAGGGCAAUUGAUCACAUUGAAGAGGAGAACGAAAUGAGUUUGGUGGAGUGGAUUUGGGAACUAUAUGGACGAAAGAAACUUCAUGUGGCUAUUGACAAGGGUCGUUUCAUGGAUUAUGAAGAGAAACAGAUGGAGUGCUUGAUGAUUGUCGGACUAUGGUGUGCUCACCCUGAUCACAGUUUGAGGCCAUCAAUAAGACAAGCAAUUCAAGUUUUAAAUUUUGAGGCCCCAAUCCCAAAUCUACCUCCUAAGAUGCCUGUGCCCAUGUAUCGUGUGCAAGUCGCACAUGUCAACUCAGUUGAACCCUCCAUAACUAACUCCAGUAUAGGAUUGGGCCGCUGAGCGGUAUGGAUUCUCUUAGUAAACACAUUAUAUAAGUAUCUUACAUUGUUGAAGAGAAUAAACAGGUUUCCCGUUGCAGAAACCUGAAACAUUCUUGUGAAAUAACUUAUCUCCAAGCUUUAGCUUAUUCUUUAGCACAUCUUUGAUUAAA